This is a messenger RNA of Haplochromis burtoni (Burton's mouthbrooder), 2487 nucleotides long. RefSeq names its product complexin-2. The coding region runs from base 384 to 788 and encodes 134 amino acids. The record is from RefSeq and is a predicted model, not a curated record. NCBI's taxonomy places the organism in Eukaryota, Metazoa, Chordata, Actinopteri, Cichliformes, Cichlidae. Gene Ontology annotation, cellular component: SNARE complex; terminal bouton. Gene Ontology annotation, biological process: synaptic vesicle exocytosis; regulation of neurotransmitter secretion; neurotransmitter transport. The transcript is spliced from 4 exons. Gene Ontology annotation, molecular function: syntaxin binding.
GCAGCGUCUCUACUUUUACACGGAUUCGCGCUCCUGUUGAGAAUCUGUCGCCAUAUGCUCUCUCUCUCUCUCGUCUUGGAGGAACAGAGUGGAGGCUGUGAGGUAAUAGUGCGCAAGAGGGGGUGGUGGAGAGAAAGAGAGCGCGCGCGUGUGUGUGAGAGACUGGAUAUAGGACAGGCAUCAAACGAAAGCUCUCCUGCAGACUGGUCGGGAUCCCUUCGGCCCCUCGGUCCUUCAGACGCAUCAGCAGAGAGUUGCUGAAGACGCUUGGCAUCACAGAGGAAGGGGGAAGAACUGAGACACUCACAGAUCCCGGGCUUGGUGGCUGCAUGCUCAGUUGUCUCCAGCUUGAAGAAGAACAUCUGUACUAAUCAGCAGGAAUCAUGGAUUUUGUAAUGAAGCAAGCUCUAGGUGGGGCCACCAAAGACAUGGGUAAGAUGUUAGGCGGGGAGGAGGAGAAGGACCCGGAUGCAGCCAAGAAGGAGGAGGAGCGACAGGAGGCGCUGAGGCAGCAGGAGGAGGAGAGGAAGGCAAAACACGCCCGCAUGGAGGCAGAGAGGGAAAAAGUACGGCAGACCAUCAGGGACAAGUAUGGGUUAAAAAAGAAGGAAGAGAAGGAGGCAGAGGAAAAAGCGGCCAUGGAGCAAGCCUGCGAGGGAUCGCUGACACGCCCGAAGAAAGCGAUUCCGCGAGGCUGCGGAGAUGAUGAUGAGGAAGACGAAGAGAGCAUCCUUGACACCGUCCUCAAGUUUCUGCCUGGACCUCUACAGGACAUGUUCAAGAAGUAAAACUAAAAAACACAAAACAAAUCAAAUGAACCCUAAAAUCAGGGUCCGGUCAGGCAUGGGUGAGGCUGCGGGGCAGAGGGAGGAAGGGUUCUUUGGGUUAACUGAAAAGAGAUUGAGGAAAUUAUUUGUUGGGGUUUGAGUGUAGAUUCGGGGCAUGUUGAGGUUCUUGGGAUCACAAUGAAUUUGGGGAAGGGUGGGGGGGGGUGUCCUCAUCAAACUGUUAGAGGCUACACACUGCCUUUGUAGAGAACCUUUACUUUGCUUUUUCUACUCUUUGAUGACAGUGUCAUUCUUCCUCUUUUCUUUACUGCAGUAGUUGUAAAACUUUCACAUUUCUUACACCUGAGUUGUUUUGCACUUGUUCACGCCCAUUAAGAACAGACGGAGCAUGGCCAUCGUGGAGAACAGCAUUGGACGACAGUGGAUUCGUGUCUGCUUACUUUUGUGUUUAAAUGGCACUUCCACCGCGUUUUCCAGUUGAUGGAGCAUGUUCUGUUUAAAUCAAUGGGUGUUUUCGACUUUUACAAACCUCGUGUAGACCUUUAUAGUACAAGAAAUCAACAUUUGAGUUUUUAGGACACGUGCCUUCAUAUCAUCUCCUCUAGCAAAGGAAUUGUAAAUGAGGGUUUCAUUUUGAGUCAACGCUGUUGGUAGCAUGUAGGCACUCGUUCAAAGAUACAAGACUGGACAAUUUUGGAAUAACUUAUUUGAUAUUAGGAUUUCUAGUGGGCAUAUAUGGUUGAUGAUGGUGCCAAUGUUCAAAGCAUCCCAACUGGAAAUGCCAGAAUAAUUGCAAAACAUUAAAAUAUGAUUUGUAAUUCCUUUUAAGAUCAAAAGCUUCCAAAAAAAAAAAAAAAACGGUCUGCGAAAAAUAGGAUAAAAAAAAUAGAUCCCUUCUGCUUCCACCUCUAGUUUUACAAGAGCUUUUCUAAUCUGGUCAGCUGAUUAGACUGCCACUACGUUUUGACAGAAGAGAAACUUUACAGCUUAAACAUUUUAAAAACUCAUGUCAACGUGUGAAUUUUCAUUCAUCAUAAGCUAACAGACCAAGUUGUCAUGAUUUAGGUGGUGUGGGUGCCAUAGACAAUCAGAGCAUUGACCAAUGGGAUACUGAGGGUUGCUGGUACAUGCUUUCAUCUCCACUAGCAACGGGUUGAUUUGGUUACUAAGCACUUGAUUAACUUAUUGGUGUUUUUCACACUUUCAUUAACGUGCUGAAAUUGAAAUUGACUUCACAUCCCACCUGAGCUAACCUUUUCCUUCAUCUUUUAAUGUACAAAUCUACCUUGACUGUCACUCAUCGACAUCCAGACCAAAGAAAUGCUGGUAAGACCUUAUUUCUUUCGUCAUAAACAAAGACGUGCAGGUGUAACUUUUAUUUGCAAUCAUACGUGCCAGGCCUGCAGAAGACACACAGCAAGCACGUUCAGCGCGUGCAUGCAUCCCAGGGACCGCCGCUAAGCUAAAACCGAUGCUCUGUUUCUUCCUCAAAGGUAUUCCAUAAUUAAUAGGUAAUGUUACCGUAGACUGAGCCUGGGAUAACUGGUCUGUGAGUUGUUGUGUCUCACUGCCUAAAAAGCCUACUAAUAUUCUGCAUCCUGCAUCAGUUAAUCCAACUAAUAUCAUAGUGAUUUGUCAUGUUCAAAUAGGUGUACUGUAGAUGAAAACAAAAUCUAUUUACUAUGUGGACAUUAAUCAA